GACCCUCACAUCUGCAUUCUGACUCGGUCACCGCUCGGACGUCAUUCCCACCAGCGGCACAGUCCUAAAGUCCCUGUGGACACAAACCAACCUCUCAUAUCCCGUAAAAAAACCCUGCUUGUCUUCCGUUGCUGCGCUGAGGAGAAGCCCUCUGGGAGCGGGGAGGCCUCGCAUACCUCUUGUGGCUUUCCGCUGGUGUGUAUUUUGCUCUCCUUCUCCCUCUAUUAUCAUUUUCCUCCCCGCUCUCUUUCUCAUGCCUGUCCGAGACAUUCCAGAUGUGAGCUGUGGCCCGUCUCUGUUUCAGCUAUUCCCUUCCCCUGGCUCCAAAUGAUAACAUCGAGCCGUACGGCGCCGCCGAUCGCCCGCUCCUUUUUCAUUCAUUGCAGCCACUGCUGCUCUGGGAUCUCUACCGGUGGAGAUAUAGAGAUUACACUGACAGUUGGGGCUUUUAAAAAAGGCCCGAUUGGGUUUUUUUUGGAGUAGCUUUUGAGGAAGCAGACAGUCCGAGGGUCAGACAGACAGGAGCUGGCUGGAUUCCUGGCACCGGGGCCGCGCGGGAUGUCCGAGGGAGACGUCACGGUGCUGCCGCUCGGGCCCGCGUCCUGGCAGGAGCACCGGACGCUGACCAGACUGUACUGCCAGAACGGAGGGCAUCACCUGAGGAUUCUGCCAGACGGAGCUGUGAGCGGAGGCAGGCAGGAAAACGACCCCCACGACAUCCUGAGGCUACAGGCCGUGAGUGUGGGAGUGGUGGUCAUCAAGGGCGAGGGGACGGGAAGGUACCUCGCCAUGAGCAAAAGAGGAUGCCUCUAUGGAUCCCCAACACUGAACGAUGAGUGUUACUUCCUGGAGAAGUAUGAAGAAAACCAUCACAACACGUAUUGCUCCCAGAAGUACGCGUGGUACGUGGGGCUGAAGAGGAAUGGGCAGCCCAAGCCGGGACCAGACACCCACCGGGGUCAAAAGGCCGUCUUUUUCCUGCCAAGGCCGCCGGGAAACAUGUGAAAUAAGACGCCAGGAGGAGCCGCAGAUGUGCUCAGUGAAGUCUCAUUCCUGCUCGACGGUAUUCCAUUUAAAGGUCACUGAAAAUCAGUACAGCGGGGCGGCGAGGCCUUUUUUCAUCCCGCUUGUUAAUGCCGAGAAUGUAAGCAGCCGAUUACACUUUAUACGAUUUAUCACAGGGACGUGAGAACGUACACACGGGGGAAUUCUCUCUCUAUCCUUCUCACUCCACACAGAAAACGCAUGAGGUAUCGAUGCAAACCAGCGGUUUAUCGGCGCUGGUAUGCAGCGCCUUUGUGGAACACAUCAAACAGUCCGUUUUUACACAGAAAUAGUUUUGCGAUUGAUCACAUGUGGCACAAAAGAAACCAACAAGGCAGUAAACAUAAAAGAGCCGACCGUCUGGCGUUGGAAUGCAACUUCACGGAGGGAAUAAUAGGACUAAUGUAUUUCAGUGCCUGACCUGUGGGUGCGUCUCGGUGGGGGUUUAAAUGACUGCUAAUCUCAUGCGUGACCAUUUUGGUAAUUUUAUGAUAGCAGAAAAGCGUGCGCGUGAAACACACAGAGCCAGGAUGACAGUGAAACAUUUGUGCGAUUAUUUUACCAUAUUGUUAUUUUGUGACUGAGUCAGCUGACAGUCUGACGGGAAGAUGUGAAAACUUUUUUUUUUUACCAGUCAGGGAAGUUGUUAUUGAGUUGUAUGUUCAUUAAAAGACGGAACAAAAGAAGAAUUUAUCACGCUGAUGAGAUCAAACGCUCAGAAGCGGUUUGUUUGCAGAGAAGGACAAUAUAAUAUUGAGCAUUCCGUCCUGCACCACAUUAAGUUUCCCUUUACUAAGCAAAGUGGCUCCGCUUCCCAAACCAACACUUUUUUUGCCCACAUAUUUCUCCUAAAGUUGAAACACGUGUUACUGUAACACAAUUCUAAGUAAAAUUGCCCAUUGUGAAUAUUUAUUGUAUCGCUGAUACAUUUGCAUUUUUGCAGCAGGUUGUUUAUAUGCGUGUAAUUCAUACAUACAUAAUGAAGGAAAAAAGCUUUGAUUUGAGUGAUUUGAUCACUUUGCUUUUUUUUUUUUUAUUAAGCGUUCUUAAAUGUAUAAAAUAAAGUCUGCAUUACUAUCUGUAAAAAGAUAAAUAUUUGUAUUUUCUGUGACGAUGGUUGAUGAUCUUCUUAAAACGUAACCAAGUGAAUAAAAGUGUUAAAUGUCA
Molecule: messenger RNA, 2211 nt
Organism: Gasterosteus aculeatus aculeatus (three-spined stickleback)
Lineage: Eukaryota; Metazoa; Chordata; Actinopteri; Perciformes; Gasterosteidae
Product: fibroblast growth factor 1
Molecular function (GO): growth factor activity
Source: RefSeq, a predicted model, not a curated record